This is a messenger RNA of Musca vetustissima, 570 nucleotides long. Its product is annotated as attacin-A. Lineage: Eukaryota; Metazoa; Arthropoda; Insecta; Diptera; Muscidae. Bases 1 to 570 code for a protein of 189 amino acids. Gene Ontology annotation, cellular component: extracellular region. Gene Ontology annotation, biological process: defense response to bacterium. The record is from RefSeq and is a predicted model, not a curated record. The transcript is spliced from 2 exons.
AUGGAUAUUGGUGGUUCAGCAACAACAAAUGCCAAGGGUGGCCAUGAUAUUGAUGUUAAGGCCAUGGGCAAAGUGGGUGAUGAGAAAUUGGGCGCAGCGGCUGGUGUCUUUGCCAGUGGUAAUAAUAAACAUGGCCCAGUGACCACAGGAGCAUUUGGAGAAAUUAGUUCCAAUGGCCAUGGUUUGGCCAUACAACAUGCCAAUACCCAUGGCAUUAGCAAAUCAACAUCGGAAAAUCUACGCCUCAAUGCCUUUAAAAAUGAUAAUCACAGUGUGGAUGUAAAUGCCUUCCAUAGCCGUACCCAGUUGCAGAAUGGUUUAAAAUUUGAUGCUGUGGGUGCAAAUGCUGGAUGGUCUCAUGCUAAUGGUUAUUCGGCCAGUUUGGGUGUAACACAGAUACCCAAAUUUGACAUGAAAACUGUGAAUGCCAAUGCCACGGCUAAUUUGUGGACAUCCGCAAAUCAAGCUUCUUCAUUGAAUCUGAAUGCCUUUGGUAGUAAACACACCAGUGGACCAUUUAAGGGUCAAAAGGAUUUUGGUGGUGGCCUUGGAUUUACUCAUAGAUUUUAA